Messenger RNA from Echinostoma caproni, 714 nucleotides. NCBI's taxonomy places the organism in Eukaryota, Metazoa, Platyhelminthes, Trematoda, Plagiorchiida, Echinostomatidae. The record is from the annotation of a GenBank genome assembly.
AUGGAAAGGGCUAAGUUAACCAAUCGAAUGUUUAACAGUCGUCUAGCAAUCGAUUGCAUCCCGGUUGAUCAACAGUCACCGUGUCUUUGUGACUUGCAGGGAAUUCUGUUACCAAUAGACAGGGUACUUGGUGUGCAGUGGGAAUCGGAGAAAGAUGAGUUUUUGUUCCAACUCCAGCUACCCGAAAGGACGGCGACUCCCAGAGAGACUCUGUCUUCGUUAGCCAGCCUUUACGAUCCAAUGGGGUUCACCGCACCGUGGUUACUGCCGGGCAAGAUUCUACUGAAGGACCUGUGUAGAAAGAAGGUAACUUGGGAUGAGACCCUAUACGGAACGGACCACAAGACCUGGCAAGGCUGGUGGAUGAACCUGUCCAAUCUGGGCGAUAUACGGCUUCCUCGUCCCAUACCAGAAAUGCGUCGAGGGGAGGCAAGUGAGUUACAUGCUUUUGUGGAUUCGUCGGAGGUUGGAUAUGGGGUAGUGGCCUACAGUUUCUCGUCUUGGCCUGGCAAAAGGAGACAUAACGCAUGCCAUUCGCGAAGGUCAGGAUCGCUCUCUAAAGGCAGUCUUGUAGCGAUUCUUCAACCGACAGUUUUCCCACGGCAGUUUUCUCUUCUUUCCUGUUGUUUUUCUCUACGUUUCCUGGUAGAUCCAUUGAAGCUUGACGUGAUCAUCAAAUCCCGAAACAGAAGCACCUCCAUCCCACGCUGGUGA